UUAAAUCGUCCAAUCCGCUUUAGGGCAAUUUGCACGCAAACACGCUACAUGUGGGUCAUGCUGUCAGUUUUGUUUGCGUGUUAAUGUUUUUUGACUAAUUAGACUUCAACUGAAAAUAUGUCUCGCAACCAAAUAUGUUAUUCGGACAGGUACAGUGACGAGCAUUAUGAGUACAGACAUGUUGUCCUGCCUCGGAAAAUGAUUCAAUAUGUUCCGAGAUCGCACCUGAUGUCCGAGGACGAGUGGAGACAACUGGGAGUGCAGCAGUCCCAAGGAUGGGUCCACUACAUGGUUCAUAAACCAGAGCCGCACAUCCUCCUCUUCAGAAGACCUCUACCAAACCACUGACAUGAUCCCGCUGACACUAGUUAUUGUCUGCUCUGCAUAAGUUGUACCUUCGCAGCCAAAGAGCACAGUUUGUACAGAGUCAUGGACGUCAACUGUUACUCAGUGCAUCGUAUCCAACUGGUUCCACGGCUGUCAAACAACACUACACACUAAUGUCUGAUUUGCCAUCUUAGCUGCAAUCUGCAUGAUACGUCUGUUUCUGAUCUGUGCAUGGUGAGGAGUUUGCAUUCGUCUGUGUCGACCAUAAUUGAUUUCAUGGAAUCAGCAGGAAGAGAACUGUCAUGUGACUUUGUGUCAGCACCAGGACAUGUGUGGAUGAUGCAAAUGGAAAAUACUCUCGCAUAAUGCUGCUUUUUCUUGUAUUAUUGUUACUGACUGGAGAUUGUCAUGGUCGCUGUCAGACCAUGUUUACUGAAAAAAACUUGAUUGACAUUAAAAUAUUUAGAUACCUUUGCUGCUGUAACACAUCAAUCACGGCCUAUUUGAUAAACAAUGACCUAUCCACACCA
Hippoglossus stenolepis (Pacific halibut) is the source of this 857-nucleotide messenger RNA. Its product is annotated as Cyclin-dependent kinases regulatory subunit 2-like. NCBI's taxonomy places the organism in Eukaryota, Metazoa, Chordata, Actinopteri, Pleuronectiformes, Pleuronectidae. Gene Ontology annotation, molecular function: ubiquitin binding; histone binding; cyclin-dependent protein serine/threonine kinase activator activity. The transcript is spliced from 3 exons. The record is from RefSeq and is a predicted model, not a curated record. Gene Ontology annotation, cellular component: cyclin-dependent protein kinase holoenzyme complex; SCF ubiquitin ligase complex. Bases 118 to 348 code for a protein of 76 amino acids. Gene Ontology annotation, biological process: regulation of mitotic cell cycle.